AUGAAACAUAAUCAGGGAAAACUUGUUAUUCCAAGUAGAGGAGGCUCACGAUCGAUAGCAAAUCACAAAUUUGCCAUGACAAAUAAAGAGACUCGGAUCCCCCCCAGCCCAAUCGAAUUAUAUCAUAAGUUGCAUUUUCAUCCUAUAAAGAAAUGGAUAAAUGAUGAGUCACACAUUCAAUACGAAAAUAUUCUCCAACUCAAAGAGGAAGAAUACGCCAAAUUAGUUUCGACGGGAACAAGCAUUACUCAAGAAAUGGAAUAUGACAUAGAGAAAAAAGUCAUUAAAAAAACAUCUCAACCAGCCUCAAAAGACGAAGAAGAUAUGAAAAGUAAGAUUGUUGCACUUGAGGAGGAGGUUCAAAUAAACGAACAGAAAGUCAAAUAA
Molecule: messenger RNA, 387 nt
Organism: Lactuca virosa
Lineage: Eukaryota; Viridiplantae; Streptophyta; Magnoliopsida; Asterales; Asteraceae
Source: the annotation of a GenBank genome assembly